AUACCGGUGAAAGCACCUGCUAGCCAAUGAAAUCCCCGUUUGCUUAAUUAUCUUACAAAAAUCUUGCAAGUCAACGUUUCUGAUUGGUCAAAAUCAAUGAAAGUAAAUUUAGAUUUGUUGAGGAUCUCCGGAAUAAAUCUAAUGCAGAGUUUACCAGUUGCUAGAGAAACAGAUUUAUUCACCUUCUGAUCAAUCACCAGUACCGACCAUGGGACUGUCAUCGUUCAUUGAUGAUUAUGAUGAAGUUUGGAAGAUUAAAAUGGGAGACAUAAGAACCCAAGAUUGGUUCAUGAUGACAUCACCUAUACCUACCAUUUUUAUCAUCAUGGGUUAUCUGCUUUUUGUACAUAAGGGACUUCGAUGGAUGAAAAAACGAGAGGCUUAUGAUUUAAAAAGAGUUCUACAAGUUUACAACUUUUGCUUGAUAUUGGUGAAUGCCUAUAUUUGUUAUGAGUUUUUUGUAUCAGCAUGGACGAAUCCCAAAGUAGAUAAAUUUUGUGCACCUGUUGACAAGUCUAAUGAUCCUCUCUCUCUUAGGUUGGCCAAUGCAGUAUGGUGGUUUUACUUCUCAAAGAUCAUUGAGUUAAUGGAUACUGUUUUCUUCAUAUUGAGAAAGAAGAAUACCCAGGUUACCUUUCUCCAUGUUUAUCAUCACUCUACCAUGCCAGCUAUUUGGUGGAUUGGAGUUUUCUUUGCACCUGGUGGAGAAGCUUACCUGUGUGCCAGUAUCAACAGUUUUAUCCACAUUCUGAUGUACAGUUACUAUUUCCUGUCAUCGCUAGGACCACACAUGCAGAAAUAUCUCUGGUGGAAGAAAUACAUGACCACUCUUCAACUGGUACAAUUCUGGUGGAUAAUGUUCCAUACAAUCUAUGCUAUUCAUCUAAACUGUGGCUUCCCAAACAAGUUCAAUUGGGCCUUGGUGGUGUACGAUUUAUCACAUAUCGUACUGUUUACAAACUUUUACUACCAGACCUACACUAAGAAGGAAAGAAGACUCAAGUUAGAACAACAGAUGCUGGCCAAAGUGGAGGAGAUCAAGGGCAAUAAAAUAAACUAAAGAGUUGAUUAAAAGUUUGAAUUGAAAAGAUCACUAACAAAGGAGUAUGUUCAGUAAGGGCCAUAUUUGGAUCCAAAUAUUAAGUCUAUUGAUACAAAAUUAAAAAUAUUUCAAGUGGAUGAAAAUACAUGUUAAAAUGUUAAAUAGAACUAUUUUUGGUCAUGCUUUAUGUGUAAAGUAUUGAAAAGAAAACUCCAAGUAGACUAAAAGUAGAGAUUUUUAAGAAGUUGACAACAUUGGCUGGAUUUUAACUAAAAUCAUGUAUAGGAUACAUGGAAUACUGCAUUUGGCACAUAAAAUGCUCAAAUCAGAGUUGUACAUGAAUAUAUUAACUUAUUUUCAAAAUAUCAUUUUUGUUGACGUAUGUGCUGUAUGUUUCACUUCUUAAAAACCAACCUGUUGUUUUCAUUGAAUUUUUUAAAAUCUGAAAUAUUGUGCUCUAAGUGACAUCAUGAUAAAAAAAAAAAACAUAUAGUAAAUUUUCAAAAAAGAGACCUAUUUCCUAUGUAUAUUUUGUUAUUAGAAUGAUAUAUUAUUAUAAUGGUCAAUAAAUUCUUCUAUUUGAAAUUUAAGCUAAAAAUAGGGGCCAUAUUGGGGCCAUAACAAAUCUACUCCUUAAGUAUAACAAUUAAACAAGUAAUAAAUUGUAUCACACUAUAUUAUUUUUACAUCAUUUGAAAAUUACAUACAUGCCAAUAGAUAUGAAGGAAUUAAUGUGCUAUUUGAUCUCUAGUUUAAUAUUUAUCAUAUUCUAUACGUUGAUUAUUCCUUUUUGAAUAGGAUUAUAAAAAAAAAUAAUCAAUGAACAAUAAAAUCUGUUAGUCUUAUGUGACCAUCUGAAGGAUGUUUAUAAGUAGGUUUAUCAGAUUUUUUUGGAUUUGUAUUAAAACAGCUAAAAUAGUGGCUUGAUCAAACUCCCUCCUUUGUCUUUCGUAAUAUCCUGCUAUAUCAUUUAUAACAUUGCACUUAACAUUUUCAAUUAAAUCAUUAGAGAAAUAGAUUCUACCACUUCACCUUGGUGAUAAUAAUAUUUAUUUAAUCAUGAUAAUCAUAUUUUUAAAUUUUAACUAUCAAGCAUGGAUAAGUCUCAUUAUUAAUUCUGCGGCGUAGUAGAAUUUAUAUUUAUCAUGUUACAUGUAUUACUUAAUGUGAUUUGUACUGUGCUAUUUAAAUAGUUGUUUUGUUAAAAUUAUUUUUCUUUGUUUAAUUAUGUUGCAUUCAGUCUGUACCA
Molecule: messenger RNA, 2291 nt
Organism: Mytilus trossulus (common blue mussel)
Lineage: Eukaryota; Metazoa; Mollusca; Bivalvia; Mytilida; Mytilidae
Product: very long chain fatty acid elongase 4-like
Exons: 8
Coding region: 209-1060 (283 amino acids)
Biological process (GO): fatty acid elongation, saturated fatty acid; fatty acid elongation, polyunsaturated fatty acid; sphingolipid biosynthetic process
Cellular component (GO): endoplasmic reticulum membrane
Molecular function (GO): fatty acid elongase activity
Source: RefSeq, a predicted model, not a curated record